AGGCUGCUGCGUUGCCCUAGCAACCAGACUAACAGGACGCAGUGGUUGGGCCUCUAGGCCUCUGGCUACUCAACCUCAGGGGUCUUCGCCCGCUCUGCUCGCUCCCGGCACCAUGUCGGUGCGGACGCUACCGCUGCUCUUCUUGAACCUGGGCGGGGAGAUGCUUUACAUCCUGGACCAGCGGCUGCGGGCCCAGAACAUCCCGGGAGACAAGGCCCGCAGAGAUGAAUGGACAGAGGUGGACAGAAAACGAGUUCUGAAUGACAUCAUCUCAACCAUGUUCAAUCGGAAAUUUAUGGAGGAGUUGUUCAAACCCCAAGAGCUCUACUCCAAGAAGGCUCUGAGGACUGUCUAUGACCGCCUGGCUCAUGCCUCCAUCAUGAGACUGAACCAGGCCAGCAUGGAUAAGCUCUAUGACCUGAUGACUAUGGCUUUGAAAUAUCAAGUAUUGCUGUGUCCCCGUCCCAAGGAUGUGUUGCUGGUCACUUUCAAUCAUUUAGAUGCCAUCAAGGGAUUCAUCCAAGACUCCCCAGCCCUCCUACAUCUAGUGGAUGAGACUUUCCGGCAGCUGCUUGAAAUAUACGGGGGUCUCCCUGCAGGGGAGUUCCAUCUGAUCCGGCAGACGCUCCUCGCCUUCUUCCAGGACCUUCACAUCCGGGUGUCCAUAUUUCUAAAGGACAGAGUUCAGAAUUCUAACGGUCGCUUUGUAUUGCCAGUGUCUGGGCCUGUUCCCUGGGGAAUUGAAGUCCCUGGACUCAUCAGAAUGUUCAACACGAAAGGCGAAGAAGUGAAGAGGGUCGAAUUCCAGCACAGCGGAAACUACGUCGCGGCACCAAAAGAAGGUUCUUUUGAAUUGUAUGGAGACCGAGUCCUGAAACUGGGAACUAAUAUGUACAGUGUGAACAGGCCUGUGGAAACCCAUAUGUCUGGACCAUCAAACAACUUAGCUUCACAGACACAGCAAAGCAUUGCUCCUCCAAACCCUCUUGCUAAAGAAGAGCUGAAUUUCUUGGCCAGGCUGAUGGGAGGAAUGGAGAUUAAGAAACCCGGUGGCCCUGAGCCAGGAUUCCAGUUGAAUCUCUUUACCACCGAUGAAGAGGAGGAACAAGCAGCGCUGAGCAGGCCAGAAGAGUUAUCCUAUGAAGUUGUCAACAUACAAGCUAUUCAGGACCAGCAAAGGAACAAAGAGCUGGCUCGGAUCAUGGGGGAGUUUGAGAUCACAGACCAGCCACGGUGGAGCGCCAGCAAGGGCGAUGAUUUGCUGGCCAUGAUGGAUGAGUUAUAGCUGUGUUGACCAGGCACACCCCUCCUGCCACAGGAGAGGCUGCCUCCUGAGGACCCUGGGGGGAUCCCCAGGGAGCGAAAGGAUGCUGCUAGUUUUCUACUGAGUAGAGCCGUUACCUCUUGUUCCUGUUUAUGUUGUAACGAACCGUGCAAGUGUCUCUGGAAGGCACACACAUACACAUUUUUUCAGCAAAAUAUAUUCUAGCUUUUAAAUUCGACCUUUCCCAUUUUCCUUCUGGUUUUAUGACAACCAUGCAAAGCAUCCUGGGCCAUAGGUUCAAGCUCCAGAGUCAGUAAGGGGGCACUGCCUCCCACUGCUGAGUCCAUUGACAGCUUUCCUGUGGGGCCCUGCAGCUCACAGAUGCCUGCACAUCAGCACAAAACUUCAGAGCGCUCCGGGGUGUAUUCUGCCUUGUGAGUUUGAAAUAAGUGGAAAAGGUAGUUGCCUCAAACAGUUGGGGCCCAGUUUAGACAGUCCUCCUGUCCCUAGCACACUGGGAACUAGAACCUCAGAGACAGAGGGAGCAAGGCUGUGCCCAAAACUCUCAGCUGGGUCCCACGCAGAGCACGUGGGAUCUAGAGUUCUCUGCACAUCCCUCCACCCAUAUGAGGUGUGGGCUUCUCCCGUAUGGAGAUGUGUACCAAGGAAGUAGUUUGCUUUCCAGCAUGAUGUGUCCUCCUCACCCCUCGAGUCUUCCUCUGCCACUCAGUGUUCUUGCUUUCUAAAGACACCCAGCAUGAUGUGCCAGGACAUUUGUCUCCUCUGCUUCACCAUCAGGGGCCAAGCAGAGCAUUAAGCUGGGUGCAUGGGAGGCACACAUGGUGUGCCAUUUUCCCUUCUAUGUACCAGAUAAGCGACUUCCCUGGGCACAGUGCCAAGUCUAAUAGGGAUCCAUGUAAAAUAUCUCAAACCAGGGCUGCCCUAAUUGUUUCAGGAAGACGCGUCAGCCUGGGACUGAGUAACUGGAGGGCUUGGGGCCAACCAACAUCCAGAGGUCAUGGUCCAUUCAGCCCUAUGGAAGAAAUAUCCAGAAUGACAGAGGGUAGGAGAGAAACUGAGCUCAGCUGGUCAUUGCCUGAGAUCGGACCAACCACAGGGACCACUUGGGGCUGUCACACCCUGGCAAGGGUGGAGGGAAACACAGUUCUGGAAUGUAAGGGCCAGGGAAGCUGUCCUUUCACUUGCCGAGGCGUAGGGUUUGGUUACAGAAAGGUAAAUCACCAAAUAAAUUUAAGUUGCUUCCUGGCCAUGAAAGUUACACUUUCUUACCUACAAAGACUCCCCAAGCGGUCCAAUAGGGAGGAAAGGCCUACCUUGCUAUAAAAUGCUUAUUAUAGCCUUGCAAAGUACUUUCUGUUUUAGUCUCUUUUAAGCAAUCUGGCCACCAGUUGGGGUGGCCUGACUGGGUGACAGAUGAAGGGGAAGGUUCUGACCUAUUCUGAGUCUGGCUCCCAUCGCACUGCCACAAACCUGAACUUCACUGUCUGCUCUGAGCACAUCCUGGGGCCUUGGAGGUGGGCCAUGAGCUGCCGAGAAGAGAUCAGACUCCUCCCUCCACCUACCCCAGAGCAAUGCUGAGGAUUUCAAAUGUAUCUGUCGUCUCCGUAAAUAAACAAGAUACAGAUCUCUGGUAAGGCAGCCUUAUGAUGAGGCAAUCUUUGGGUUUCAUGUCUCUAGACUUGUACAAAUAUUGAGAAAAACAAGUUUAUUUGCAUGGUGGUUCAGGGCAUCCAGAGAAAGCAGG
Messenger RNA from Rhinolophus ferrumequinum (greater horseshoe bat), 3029 nucleotides. RefSeq names its product organic solute carrier partner 1 (gene OSCP1). NCBI's taxonomy places the organism in Eukaryota, Metazoa, Chordata, Mammalia, Chiroptera, Rhinolophidae. Bases 113 to 1285 code for a protein of 390 amino acids. Gene Ontology annotation, cellular component: plasma membrane; cytoplasm. Gene Ontology annotation, biological process: transport. The transcript has 11 exons. The record is from RefSeq and is a predicted model, not a curated record.